CUGUGCUGUGUUGAUUGUCCUGAAGAAGGAGGCUUGUCACCUUAUGUAUUUGCUUUAAUGGUUAUCUUCUUUCUGCAACAGAGGAAAGAGCCAUUUCUACCUGUUUAUUUGGGAUCAUGGAUUGGAGGAUUCUCAUUAAACAAUUUAACAAACUUUAAUCUUAAAGAAGUUGAGAAUGAUACUGUGGUUUGGGAGUAUAACCCCACUGAUGAUUUUGAUUCGCCAAAAGAAACGUCUCCUAAAAAGGGCAAGAUCAAGUACAGUGAAAUCAAGUUACAUGACAUUAUUAACAAGUGCAUAUUCUAG
This is a messenger RNA of Struthio camelus australis, 306 nucleotides long. NCBI's taxonomy places the organism in Eukaryota, Metazoa, Chordata, Aves, Struthioniformes, Struthionidae. The record is from RefSeq and is a predicted model, not a curated record.